This is a messenger RNA of Myotis brandtii (Brandt's bat), 1503 nucleotides long. RefSeq names its product O-sialoglycoprotein endopeptidase-like 1 (gene OSGEPL1). The record is from RefSeq and is a predicted model, not a curated record. NCBI's taxonomy places the organism in Eukaryota, Metazoa, Chordata, Mammalia, Chiroptera, Vespertilionidae. The transcript has 8 exons. Bases 88 to 1446 code for a protein of 452 amino acids. Gene Ontology annotation, cellular component: mitochondrion. Gene Ontology annotation, biological process: tRNA threonylcarbamoyladenosine modification.
CCGGGCCCUUCAGUCCCCCAGGCGGUGCUCUAACCACUGCGCAACCGGCCAGGGCAGCCCCCAGAGAGUUUCAGGUGAUCUGGGAACAUGAAACUAGGAACUAUCAAUAGAGCAAGCAUGCUAAUAUUGAAUAAGGCAGCAGGAGUUUUUUCUAAACCAGCAAAAAGGAAAAUUUAUGAAUAUUUAAGAAGUUCCAAUUUUCAUCCUGGGAAAGUAUUUCUGCACAAAGUCGUGUUGGGAAUUGAGACCAGUUGUGACGAUACGGCAGCUGCUGUGGUGGAUGAAGCUGGGAAUGUUUUGGGAGAAGCGAUACAUUCCCAGACUGAAGUUCACUUAAAAACCGGCGGGAUCAUUCCGCCAGUAGCUCAGCAGCUUCACAGAGAGAAUAUCCAGCGGAUAGUGCAAGAAGCGCUGUCUGCCAGUCGAGUCCCUCCGAGCGAACUCUCCGCCGUUGCCACCACCACCAUGCCCGGCCUGGCCCUGAGCCUGGGCGUGGGCCUGUCCUUCAGCCUGCAGCUGGUCGGCCAGCUGAAGAAGCCCUUCAUCCCCAUCCACCACAUGGAAGCUCACGCGCUCACUAUCAGGCUGACAAACGAAGUGGAAUUUCCCUUUCUCGUUCUCUUGAUUUCUGGAGGCCACUGUCUGUUGGCCUUGGUCAGAGGAGUCGCGGAUUUCCUGCUUCUCGGAAAGUCUCUGGACAUAGCGCCGGGGGACAUGCUUGACAAGGUGGCAAGAAGGCUGUCUUUAACAAAACACCCGGAGUGUGCCGCCAUGAGUGGUGGGAGGGCCAUCGAGCAUCUGGCGAAACAAGGAAAUAGACUGCGUUUUGACCUCACGCCUCCCAUGCAUCGGGCUAAAAACUGUGAUUUUUCCUUCACUGGACUUCAACACGCUGUCGAUAAGAUAAUAACACGAAAGGAAAAAGAGGAAGGCGUGGAGCAGGGGCAGGUCCUGGCCUCCGCUGCGGACAUCGCGGCCGCCGUGCAGCACACUGUUCUGUGGUAUUUUUCUCCAAAUCGUUAUUCUGCAGAUGUUUCACCUGCCCGUCGCCCAUCUGUCAGAUGUGGUGUUGGAUUGCAUGCUGCUGCCGUUCCCAGGUUAGCUGCCAGCCUGGCUGACGUCCGUAUGGACACCUGUUCCUCUUGGUCUUCUCGGUUCCUCCAGGUUGUGUCUGGAGGAGUUGCCAGCAACUUCUACAUCCGAAAAGCUCUGGAACUUGUAACAGACGCCACCCAGUGCGCUCUGCUGUGUCCUCCCCCCAGACUGUGCACGGACAACGGCGUGAUGAUCGCGUGGAACGGGAUUGAGAGACUGCGCGCCGGCGUGGGCAUUUUAUACGACACAGAAGGCGUCCGCUACGAACCGAAAUGUCCUCUGGGGGUGGAUAUAUCCAAAGAAGUUGGAGAAGCCGCCAUAAAAGUUCCACAAUUAAAAAUGAAGAUCUGAGCCCGGCCGGCGUGGUUCCGUGGUUGGGGUCGACCUAUGAGCCAGGAGGUCCUGGUU